This is a messenger RNA of Ruditapes philippinarum (Manila clam), 566 nucleotides long. RefSeq lists its product as uncharacterized. Lineage: Eukaryota; Metazoa; Mollusca; Bivalvia; Venerida; Veneridae. The record is from RefSeq and is a predicted model, not a curated record.
GUAACGCCCAAACAUCGAAUGAAACUUCCUGUGUAGUUUGUCACCAUAUGGAGUUAAAGUUCCGGUAUAUGUCGAAGAAGUACUCUGACAUUUAUGAGAAUGCUUUUAAAAGUGAAGAAGCGGGUAUGCAUGAUCCAUCGUGUUUCACGGACGCUGUAGAACCACAAGUGUGCGAGACUCCAUUGUUUCCUGACGUGUUUAAAAACAAAUGUUUUUUCAGACGGACAACAGUGCAUUUCCAGGGAUUGAUUGGUCAUCUUCCAAAAGCAGAGAUGAUCUUAACACUUUACGAGAGGGGUUGCAAAGCUCAAUGGAUUACAAAACCCAACGGAUGUAGGGAUUUUUCAGAAUUGACACAAGAUGAGCAAGGCGAGUUGAUAAGAAAAUUUCAUCCUAUACAAAAACGAUGGAAAGUCGCUACCUUCUUUGCAACUGUAUGUGUUAUUUGAAAACGAUCAGAUUUCUGAUGGGAGCUAAAUCGCUAGAUUUUGUGUAUGUGUGUAGAGCUAUGUGUAAAUAAUGCUGUGCUUAAUAUAUAAUAUGCAAAUAAAGCACUAAUUGAAAAG